UUAGGGGGGUGCACUUCCUCGUGACUGCCGUCAUUUUUUCUAUGAAUUUCGAUUGACGUUUUUUUUUUUCUUUCUCCCAUCUUUUUUUAUAUUUUAUAUCUUUCUUCUAUAUCAUGUCUAACUGGAAAAACGUCAACAACUGGCAUUGGGUCAACAAAAACUGUUUAAAGUGGGCUCAAGCUUAUUUUACUCAACAUUGUGUUGGUAUUGAAGCCGAAAAGAAUGGUAACAAGGCUUCCAUUAACAAGAUGAUGGAAUGUGAAGGUGAUGUCGAUUUGAACCAAAGAAAGGGAAAGAUUAUUACCAUUUAUGAUGUUACUUUGAAGCUUGGAUGGCAAGGAACUCUUGCUGACGGUACUGAGGUGACUGGCUCACUUUAUAUUCCCGAAAUUGCCCAUGAUACCGACUCUGAUGACUUUGUUUUUGAAAUCUCCAUCAAUGAUGAUAGCAACGCCAAACAAGGCAUCAAGGAAGUGGUACGUAAGGGUUUGACACCCAAGUUGAUCAAGGUAUUCGAAGGAUUUUCUGCUGCCAUGAUCAAGGAGAAUUGUGAAGAUGUCUAUAUUGAAUCACACAAGAUGGGUACACCUACACCUGCACGCCCUGCUACCACUGAGCACAGUGCCAGCACCAAGUUUGGUUCUUCUGGCACCAGCACUACUGCUACUACUACUACUACUAGUAGUAGUGAGGCACCUGCCAAGAAAGUCAACACAACUUCCUUGAGCGAAACCACUGAAUUCCAAACCUCUGCUCAUGAGCUCUAUGAGACUUUGACGGACAUCAAUCGUGCUCAAGUCUGGACUCGUGGACCUGUCAAAUUAUCGCGUGAGAUUGGAUCUCAAUUUGAAUUCUUUGGUGGUAAUGUCUCUGGUCAAAUCUUGGAAUUGGUACCUGACAAAAAGAUUGUUCAAACCUGGCGCUUAAGAUCUUGGCCUGCAGGUCAUUUCUCCAAGGUCACCUUUGAAUUGGAACAAGGUACAGACUGUGUUCUCUUAAAGAUGCAUCAAACCGGAAUCCCUGUUGGUGAAGAAGAAUUAACCAAAACAAAUUGGUCUGGUUAUUAUUGGAGAGCCAUCAAAGCCUCAUUUGGCUUUGGUGUUAACUUUUAAAGAAAAAGAGAGGAAAAAAAAAGAAAAUAGAAAGGGGGUUUAUUUAUUAUAGACAACGUAGAUCUUUAAUCCUUCUCGUAACACAUGCGUUACCAAGUCGGUGGAUGGAAGUUGCUGAUAAGUUAACCAUGUAAAUAAAGCGGAUUGGAUUUCUCGAUCCGUCACUUCACAUAGUAA
This is a messenger RNA of Mucor mucedo, 1289 nucleotides long. Its product is annotated as activator of Hsp90 ATPase. Gene Ontology annotation, molecular function: protein-folding chaperone binding; ATPase activator activity. The record is from RefSeq and is a predicted model, not a curated record. The coding region runs from base 114 to 1112 and encodes 332 amino acids. Gene Ontology annotation, biological process: positive regulation of ATP-dependent activity; protein folding. The transcript is spliced from 5 exons. Gene Ontology annotation, cellular component: cytosol. Lineage: Eukaryota; Fungi; Mucoromycota; Mucoromycetes; Mucorales; Mucoraceae.